This is a messenger RNA of Nelumbo nucifera (sacred lotus), 2233 nucleotides long. Its product is annotated as MATE efflux family protein. The record is from RefSeq and is a predicted model, not a curated record. Gene Ontology annotation, cellular component: membrane. Lineage: Eukaryota; Viridiplantae; Streptophyta; Magnoliopsida; Proteales; Nelumbonaceae. Gene Ontology annotation, molecular function: antiporter activity; xenobiotic transmembrane transporter activity. Gene Ontology annotation, biological process: xenobiotic detoxification by transmembrane export across the plasma membrane.
ACACCGAACGUGCAUCUAUAAUCAAUUUGCACUCUUCCAAAUGGAGCCUAAAAAUAAGUAAACAAUUUUGUGGGUCAGCAGUUACACCACUUAAUUGAAUGCUUGAUAAUUAAAAGGAGCCAAGCAUUUGACAUCAUAAAUAAAAAAAAUACAAAUUAUAUAUAAAAAUAGAAGAAAUAAGUGGUUGAAGUUUUUUUAUCAGGGUAUCCAUACAGUGGCCUCUGGGAAGUUGGAAUAUUCCUUGAGCAUAGAUGUUUGGAGAUUGAUGAACUGAGAUCAUAUAUAUCAGAAGAUACAGCAGCUACUAUAUUAAGCCUAAUAGCGGUUUAAGUAACUUUGAUUGAUGAGUGAGUGCGUGUGCGGCCAACCAUCCACGAUAAGACCAUUAUUUGUCCACACCCUUUAAAGGGUUAAAGCUCAAGAUCCCCCUCGCCUUUGAAAACCAUUCUCAUCGCGCACUACAACGCCCACCAACUUUUCUCACCUUUAUCGAGCGUUACUAAAGUUGUGUCGAGAGCCAAAGGCCCAAAGCCUUCACGAAAUCAGUGAACUCCAUCAUCCAUCUUUUUUUUUUCUUCAAUUUUAAGAAACGUAACCAGCAGAUAUACUGUGUGUGAAGAACAAAGGUACCACACCAAUUGAUCAUUUUACUCAGUAAACAUGUCCACGACUACAUCAGCAUUGGAAGAGGACCCAAGAGAGAAAAUCCCCAGCCAGCCAUCUUCACCUCUCACUCAGGAUCAGGAAUGGCCGACGACGGGCCUCAAACAAGUGGUGCUCUCGGAGCUAAAGAUGCAACGGGGAAUUGCCAUUCCGUUGAUGGCCAUGAAUUUGACGUGGUUUGCGAAGCUCGCCAUCACAACUGCAUUUCUUGGUCGGCUGGGGCAGCUGCAACUAGCGGGAGGGGUGCUUGGUUUCACCUUCGCCAACGUCACCGGAUUUUCGGUCUUAAACGGGCUCUGUGGUGCCAUGGAGCCCAUCUGUGGACAGGCUUACGGAGCAAAAAACUACAAGCUCCUUCAUAAGACGCUCGUCAUGGCCACCUUUCUCCUACUACUGACAACUAUUCCGGUGGCUCUCUUAUGGAUCAACGUCGAUAAGAUCCUCAUACGCUUUGGCCAACAGCCGGACAUCUCAGUCGUUGCAAAGAAUUAUCUUAUGUAUCUUCUCCCCGACUUGGUAGUCAAAUCGUUUCUUUGUCCUCUCAAGGCCUAUUUGAGCUCUCAAAGCAUAACCAUUCCAAUUAUGUUGAGUUCAGCUGUGGCGCUAGCCCUUCACCUGCCCACCAACAUAUUGCUCUCGAAGGCGAAAGGUCUGGAGGGAGUUUCCAUGUCGGUCUGGGUGACCGAUCUCAUCGUUGUUCUUCUGCUUGCUUUAUAUGUCCUGGCGAUGGAGAGUAGACAAAGUGAAAGGUGGAAAGGAGGGUGGUGGGAUCAAGGAUAUAGUGAGUGGGUGCAGUUAUUGAAGCUCUCGGGAACGUGCUGCCUCACGACCUGCCUUGAAUGGUGGUGUUACGAGAUAUUGGUCCUACUGACAGGACGUCUGGCGAAUGCCAAAGAGGCAGUAGUGGUGUUAGCGGUGGUGCUGAACUUCGAUUAUUUGCUCUACUCGGUCAUGCUUUCAUUAGCUACCAGUGCAUCCACACGCGUAUCAAAUGAGCUUGGUGCAAACCGGUCCAGGCCUGCUUGCCAAUCUGCUUAUGUAUCGUUGGCAGUGAGCGUUAUUUGUGGAUGCAUCGGUGGUUCAGUAAUGGUAGCAGCCAGAGGUGGGUGGGGAUCACUGUAUAGCCAUGAUGAGGGGGUUGUGCGGGGCGUAAAGAAAAUGAUGUUGCUGAUGGCACUGGUGGAGGUGGUAAAUUUCCCGUUGGCUGUGUGUGGAGGAAUAGUUCGUGGAACAGCUAGGCCAUGGUUGGGGAUGUAUGCCAACCUCGGUGGCUUCUACUUGCUCACUUUGCCACUGGGUAUCGUAUUGGCUUUCAAGGUUAGGCUUGCGCUCGGUGGAUUGUUGCUGGCCUUCCUGGUAGGGAUGGUCUCGUGUUUGAUUUUGUUGCUACUGUUUGUUGGGCGGAUUGAUUGGGUUGAAGAAGCCCAAAAGGCACUACAUCUUGCUUGCGGCGCAGAUGAGCAUGAGCUAGGCGGGGGACACCAAGAUCACACCAAUUUGGAGACUGUUGAUAAUAUCAUGGUGUAAAUUUAAUAAUAUAUGACCAUUCUCCUGUUCCAACUUCCUACUA